AUGAGCCCCGUGGCAUUAAUGCUAGGCUUGAAGACCUUGUGGGUUUUGGCUUUUUCCUCGCUUUCCAACACGCUGGCGGUGAAUAACAGCGGCCGAUGGUGGGGAAUCAUCAACGUGGCCUCCUCCACCAACCUUCUGAUGGACUCCAAGAACGUACAGCUGGUGCUGGACCCUUCCCUGCAGCUGCUGAGCCGCAAGCAGCGCAAGCUGAUCCGCCAGAACCCCGGCAUCCUCCACAGCAUCAGCAGCGGCCUGCAGAGCGCCAUCAAGGAAUGCAAGUGGCAGUUCCGCAACCGGCGGUGGAAUUGCCCCACCAUGCCGGGGCCCAACAUUUUCGGCAAGAUUGUCAAUAGAGGUUGCCGAGAGACUGCUUUUAUCUUUGCUAUCACUAGUGCUGGCGUCACACAUUCGGUGGCCCGCUCAUGCUCAGAAGGCUCCAUUGAAUCCUGCACCUGUGACUACCGACGUCGAGGGCCCGGAGGUCCAGAUUGGCACUGGGGUGGCUGUAGUGACAACGUGGACUUUGGCAGGGUCUUUGGACGAGAGUUUGUCGAUUCCAAUGAGAAGGGGCGGGACCUGCGUUUCCUGAUGAAUUUGCAUAACAACGAGGCAGGACGUCUGACAGUUUUCACGGAGAUGCGCCAGGAAUGCAAGUGCCACGGGAUGUCUGGCUCCUGCACUGUCAAGACCUGCUGGAUGCGGCUGCCCACUUUCCGGACCGUAGGGGACUUCCUCAAAGACCGCUUUGAUGGGGCUUCACGGGUCAUCUAUGGCAACAAAGGCAGCAACCGGGCUUCUCGGGUGGAGCUGCACCACUUGGAGCCCGAGAACCCAGCCCACAAACCACCUUCCCCACAUGACCUGGUCUACUUUGAGAAGUCACCCAACUUCUGCACCUACAGUGGCAAGAUGGGAACGGUGGGCACGGCCGGCCGCUCCUGCAACAGCUCCUCGCCCGCCCUGGACGGCUGCGAGCUGCUGUGCUGUGGGAGAGGGUACCGGACCCGGACGCAGCGGGUCACGGAGCGCUGCAACUGCACGUUCCACUGGUGCUGCCAUGUCAGCUGCUUGAACUGCACCAACAUGCAAGUGUUGCACGAGUGCUUGUGAGCGGGAAAGGAGAGUGAAGGACAUUCCCCUACAGAGGGGGGGAAAAAGACAUUCCUGUUCCAAUGUAAGGAUCCAAAAAUGCCCACCCCCAACAAAACCCCCGCCCACGUUUACACCCCUUCCCCAUCUUUUGUUCGAAGAGCUUAGCACCCUCUGUUGGCCCAGAAAGGAGGCAGGCUAAGUAUCUGCAGAUUCUUGCCUUCACAAUAAGUUUCUCCUUCCACAGCUUGAGUGGAGACUCAACACCAUUGAGUGGGUUGCAGGUUGAAGCCCAGGAGGAUGAUUUUUAUAUAUACAUGUACUUGCCAAAGCCAAGCCCUCUAGAGUUCAGGUUAUUUCUCUGCUUUACAACUGAGAAUUCUUAAGCCAGGCUUAAUUUGAAACAGAUCUCUUCAUCAGGGCAGAGCCCCAGAAAUCUUCAACAUAAGCUCAUUACAGUAUAUCCAAGAUUUUAGGCUCUCUUACCAUUAGUUGAAAAUUUGGCUGUUGCCAUCGAUGUUGUUCAAGUACUACAAGGUGGCUGGAAUAGAAAAACGCCUUUGAAUUUACGCCAGAUGGCUUUCCUGUCAUCCCUCCUCCAG
Molecule: messenger RNA, 1691 nt
Organism: Pogona vitticeps (central bearded dragon)
Lineage: Eukaryota; Metazoa; Chordata; Lepidosauria; Squamata; Agamidae
Gene: WNT1
Product: Wnt family member 1
Biological process (GO): canonical Wnt signaling pathway; neuron differentiation; cell fate commitment
Cellular component (GO): extracellular region
Molecular function (GO): frizzled binding; cytokine activity
Source: RefSeq, a predicted model, not a curated record